AACAGAAAAAAAUCACAAAAAUUCCUUGGCUUAUCCCUAAAAUCUACUCAAGUUUUGAAGAAAUUUUCGAAAAUUGAAAGUCAUCAACAAGAGGCACAAAAGAAGAGUUUGAAAUGGAUUCAAAAGGGGAGUUCUAAGUGUAAAAGGUAUGAAUCUAGACUUGAAAAAGGGUAGAUGUGGGAAGAGCUAAGAAAUCCCAUUCCAAAUAGGAUUGGGUUGUCAUCUUAGGGAUUUGGAUUGGGUAGUAGAAACACAUUAGGAUUGGGUUUUCCCCUUUGUCUAUAAAAAGGGAGCCUUCGGCUUCAUGGAGAUUCGAAAAUUGAGGGGAAAGAGGAGGCAAUUGCCGAGCCUAGAAGGAGAAUUGGAGAGAUUGAGAGGAAGUACAGCAGCUUGUAACCAGAACUUCAAGAAAAUAAAGCUUGAUUUUUCAUAUUAUUCUUCAGGUGUGCAUUGUUAAUUUUUUGGGUGUUGUUCUGUCAUGUUCUUUUCUUCUUCUUCUUCUUUUUGUUAUAGGUAAUUGCUUGGUUUCCUUGUUAAAUUGUUUCUUUCCUGGUUGUCUGCAAUGGAUCUUGAGAAAACUGGUAGUAGCCUUUCAUAUUUUCAUUCUUCAUUUGAUUUCCGUCCGCUCUGUUCGUCAGUUCUUUUUUUUUUUU
This is a messenger RNA of Rubroshorea leprosula, 653 nucleotides long. The record is from the annotation of a GenBank genome assembly. NCBI's taxonomy places the organism in Eukaryota, Viridiplantae, Streptophyta, Magnoliopsida, Malvales, Dipterocarpaceae.